Messenger RNA from Cynoglossus semilaevis (tongue sole), 10626 nucleotides. RefSeq names its product pleckstrin homology domain-containing family G member 1. Bases 3367 to 8265 code for a protein of 1632 amino acids. Gene Ontology annotation, molecular function: guanyl-nucleotide exchange factor activity; small GTPase binding. The transcript is spliced from 21 exons. Gene Ontology annotation, biological process: intracellular signal transduction. The record is from RefSeq and is a predicted model, not a curated record. NCBI's taxonomy places the organism in Eukaryota, Metazoa, Chordata, Actinopteri, Pleuronectiformes, Cynoglossidae.
AGAUACCGCUCUUAAAUUGUACCGGAAAUGUGAGCUCUUGUUUUACAAACAAACAUUUAGUCAACUUCGGUGUGCAUGGACAUUACGAAAGGACGGCUAACCUGAUCACAAACGUUUUGUUUAAUCGUUUAAACUAAACGAGAAGCAGUUAGGUGACGAUUAGACAUUUUAUAGAGUGUAGUGCUUUGAUAGUUUUUAUGUCGUUACAUUUUUUUGACGCCAAGUCAACAUGCUUGUGUUCAGUGCACAGCGGAUGGCUCGUCCGGAAAAUUUCGUCCAAAUAUUUGAUAAAUCAAAAUGUAAGACUUAACGCAGAUAUUAUGUUGCCAGCUUUUAUUUAUGAAGCUAGGAAAGAAGCAUCGGUCGAUGUGUAUGAGUGUAAUCUUAAAUUUAGUCCUCGUAUCAUCCUAAUGCGUCGUUUCUAAGUCGUCAACUACAACUUACAAACUCAAACAACUUUGAUCAACAAAGAACUCUGGCUCUAUAUUGAACAUGUUUGAUUACCUGUGAGGCCUCCUCAGCUACGUUAUCAUUGCCAUUCCCAUCUCCACUGGUGUCUACGAUGGUCUGUCAGCUGGACCACUCAGUGCCCUCAUCAGUAAGGUUCUGUCUAAUGAAAAAAACAGACCCUGGUUUCCAGCGGACCCCCCGCCCCCUCAGCCAAACCUCUUCUUGACAGCCUGAGAGUAAAACCUCGGUGUUUGGGUGCGAGGACCUAACUGCUCCUUUCUGAUGUGAAAUGAAACCAUCACAUAACAGAUGACAGAAGAGAAAAACUAUGAAGAGAGAUUAAGAGGGACGACUCCAGAGCCGAGCCUUUAACCACGUGAGAUUACGGACAUCAAUCAGUAGCUGCCACUGGAGGUGAAAUUGUCUGUACGUCUGUGGAGUUGAAAAAAAAAAUGAAUGAUGGAUUUCAACACUGACCGCUUUGAAAUCAAUCUUACAUAACUGGAGCAUCACUGCGCAAGAAGACCGUGCAGGUAAAGAUUGACGUUUUUAUUUUUCUUCUUUCUUCUGGACGCUUGGAGGACAAACCUCAGACUUUUAUGUAACAGCGGCAGAUGGAAGACGGAGACAGAACUUGACAGGGUCACAUUUUCAUGAUGAUAAACAACAAUCUGAGAACAACCUCUUAGAUAAGGGCUCUGCCCACACAUGCUGUUGAACACUUAAAUCAGAAGCACUAAAAAUCUAUGCUGCACUGAAAAAUGAUAGAUGAGCUUGUGUUUCAGUGUCAGUAUUUUGAUCUUGUGCAGGCACAGAGGCAUUCACUGAGUUGUGUCGAACUGUAGGAUCAAACAUGAGCUGUUUUCUAGAAGCUUUGAGUCCUAUAACUUAACUCUGGACUGUACAGCUUACUAAGGUACCAUACAUAGAACAGUUUGUAUUUAUACAAGUAUAAUAAAAAUGAACACAAAGGCAAAACUUUAGAGGUUUUAUAACCCUGCUGUAAAUCAGUUUAGCCUAAAUAUUUACUUCUUAGUAUUUGUGCAAAUCAUCAUCUUUAGGAAGGACAUGAAUCGUGACAUAGAUUUCUCUGAAAUUCAACGGUUAGCCCACUGACAUGUUUCCGUUCUCACGGUUAAAUAGAAACGGCAGGUGUUCUCCUCACUUUUAAAUCUCGUGAGAAGGAAACCUGAGAUGGGACGACCUUAGCACCUCUGGCCUUAAUGUGGUGCCCCAGACCAACCCCUCUUUUCUAAUGUCCUGUCACUGGUUUGGUCUUGGGUGAUUUACUGUCUUGCACCUGUAAUGGCGUCGUACCGUCACUGGUUUGACUCCUUUUGUAACUUUGAUGUUCAUCGUUUUUGUGUCACAUCAACACCGAGCUCUAAUGUCCUGGCUUUGAUCAAACAUCGUGACAAGUCUUGGAUGAAUUACCGUGGAAGUUUUCACCCUCGGGAUUAUUCCACUCCUCUACUCCGGUCGAACACAAACAUACCUGCAGUCGUGACAGCUGGUCAAACUUAUGAUGAGCUGCAGCUGUCAAAUAUAGCCUUCCCUCCGAGCCCUGAUUGAUGUUUUUACUGGAGGACUGUCAGGCGGAAGGCUCCACAGGAAGUCUGUGGUCCCACACCGUAUCACGUUUCCCUCCUCUUGAAGAUGACAUUAAAUCAUUCCACAACCUGCUCUAUUUAUACCCCGAUGCAGGUGGUGUCUGAGCAACAGCUCUACAUUUGAUAAUGAUAGUCAGUGAUGGAGGAAAAAAACAAAAAGACUGUCUGCAUGUGUGUACAAAGUUGUGUUUGUUAAUGAUAUACAUCCUGGGGUUUGGUGUAACCCAGUACUUUUAUCUCUGCUGUGCCUAAAGCAUUUCCAUCUCACAUGCAGAGUUCAAACACCCAGCAGGAGGAAGAGACCCCGCUGUGGUUCCAUAAACUCGGAGCAGCCAGUAUGUAUGGAGUUUCUGUGACGACGAAAGAGGUCACGGUGCUUUUAAAAAAUAUUGUGAAAAGUCCUGAUUUAUUUUUUAAAAUACGAGCCAGAACCCACAAACUGACUCUAUGGGUUUGACUGUGGUGGUUUAAUGAAGGAUCUCCUCCAGAAUGAUUGUUCUGAUCAGGGCGGCCUCUGUUACUGUGUUGAAGCCCUCCCCCCGACCCCCGCUGAAUUGUUGGCGAUGAGAGAUGUGCGAUGUCCUCCUGUGUUCUUAAUCUCCGCCUCAGGCCGCGGCUGAGCUCUUUCUCUGCCUGCAGGAUAAGGGCAGCAAGUCUUUGUGCGUGGGGUCGCGAUCUUUCACCUGCUGCUGGCGACCUUCCCUGCUGUGAGGUCACAUGUAGGAGGCCGGGCACGAAGUGAACGACAAGUGAGGGGAAGCAAAGGAGGAUGGGAACUAGGGGCAAUGAGAGAAGAAGCCUGUUCUACCUGCCAACACUAAUGGAACAUGAACUGUUAUCGUAUGAGCACUGACAGGGGCUGUCACCUCUGUACAGAUGUCUCUGAAGCAUCAAAGUCAAAGGGUAAAUUAAAGUAGUGAAAAAAACAACUCACUUUUCAACCCUGACUUCAGCUAAAGCGAGUUGUUUUUCUACUUAGAUUCUCUCUACCAUGGUACGGCGGUCAUGGGGUCAACAGCAUCAUCGGUGAUGUCUGCGUAUUGUACGCUGGGAUUGGUUAAUCUAACAUGCUAUGAAAGGUUUUUUGGAAUCUUUAUUCCAACAAUAAUGAUAAUGAUAAUAAUAACAUGCUGGUGAUGUUUUAACAACAAAUGUGGACAGGAAUAUUUUUUAAAUAUUGAGGCAAAGAUGUGAGGGCUGUCUGUGUGGGUUAAUCAUUGUGAUCACACUCACCUGUCUCACCUGAGGUUUCUCUCUCUCUCUUCCAGUCUGUCUGUUCGUCUGUGUUCUGUUCAUUGGUCAGUUCAUGUUCGCCGUGCCACGUUUUGGAGUUCAUGUUUUGGAGUUUGGAGUUCAGUCCUUGUCAACUGGUGCCUGCCUGCAUGUGUGUGUGCGUGUGUGUAUCAGAGCGUCUUCACCUGCAGCUCCUAUCUCCGUGGACCAGACCGCAGCUGUAGACAGACGUGCGCUGACCUGCUCCCAGCUGAACACAGACGAUUACAGCUACCUGCCCGAUGCUCUGCCACCUCUUCCUGAAGUCCCGGACUCUGGAUCUGUCCUGAGUUCCAUCGACAUCCCUGCCCGCUGCCUCCGCAACUCGGCCUUACGUCACACGCGCUUCUGCUCCACCCUCAGCAUGGACUCCUCUCCGGACUGCGCUGAAAGGCCCAUCAGCUACAGCUCCACCUCGUCUUCCGCCUCCUCCAGGGACAGUCACUGCUCUCUGGGCAGCCGCUCCACCCUUGUCGCUGCGCCUCACUGUAACCCAGUGACCUCAGACAGGGACUCUGGGGCAAUCCGGUUGGAACUGGUCCCGGCUCGGCAGCUGGGAUGCGGGGAGGAGGUGGACAGAAACGAUGGAGGGAUGGAUUCAGGGAAGGAGCAAGGAAGGCAGAGCUGUGAUCAGACUCCAACAGAACAUUCAGAGCCAGAACUAAGUCCAGAGGGGGGUGAGCGGACGGGUCAGGGACCCAGAACAUAUGUGGACCGGGUGGUACAGGAGAUACUGGAUACAGAGAGAAUAUAUGUCCAGGAUCUGCGAAGUAUUGUUGAGGACUACCUGGAGAUUAUAGACAACCAGUUGCGACUGCCUUUAAACUCCGAGGAUAAAGGUUCUCUGUUCGGCAACAUCCAGGACAUCUACCAUUUUAACAGGGACCUUCUGCAUGUCCUCGAGAAGUGUAACACCGACCCUGUGGCCAUCGCAGAGUGCUUCGUGUCCAAGAGUGAAGAAUUCCACAUUUAUACCCAGUACUGCACCAACUAUCCACGGUCGGUGGCUGUGCUAACCGAGUGCAUGAGGAACAAGGCGUUGGCCAAGUUCUUCCGCGAGCGCCAGGAAUCUCUGAGACACUCCUUACCCUUGGGCUCCUACCUGCUCAAGCCAGUGCAGAGGAUCCUCAAGUAUCACCUACUGCUGCACGAGAUAGCCAACCAUAUGGAGAAGGACACGGAGACUUAUGAAGUGGUGCAGGAAGCCAUAGACACCAUGCAGAGAGUGGCCUGGCACAUCAACGACAUGAAGAGGAAACACGAGCACGCCGUCAGGUUGCAGGAAAUCCAGAGCCAGCUGACCAACUGGAAAGGCCCUGAUCUGAUUGGUUAUGGAGAGCUGGUCCUUGAAGGAACAUUUCGUCUGCAGCGAGCCAAGAACGACAGAACUCUCUUCCUGUUUGACAAGCUUCUGCUGAUCACCAAGAAGAGAGAAGAAACCUACACGUAUAAGGCCCACAUCCUGUGCUGCAACCUAAUGCUGGUGGAAGUUAUUCCAAAAGAACCUCUGAGUUUCAGCAUCUUUCACUACAAGAAUCCCAAACUACAGCACACAGUUCAGGCAAAAUCACAGCAAGACAAGCGCAUGUGGAUCCUGCACCUGAAGAGACUCAUCCUUGAAAACCACCCUGCCAAAAUCCCUGCAAAGGCCAAAAAAGCCAUUCUGGAAAUGGAUGCAAUGCAUCAUCCUGGGUUUCACUACAGCGCUGAUGGUGACAAGAAGGAUUCCCCUCAAACCAAGGAGGGUCCGACUCCUCGUAGAGGACGCAGAAAAGAACCUCUGUCCAAAUUACUGAAGAAUGCCAAACAGAACGCCGCCAACAUGGACGGAGAAAAGCGAACAAGUCUGGGGGCCACACUGCUCUCCCCCGUGUCCCAGCUGGCUCUGGGAACCAUCGGUCGCAGCCGCAGUCUCAUUAACCAAUCACAAGAAUCUCUGGACCCCGGUGAUCACUACGACCACAGUGACAGAGAGGAAGGAGAGGAGCAGCAUCAGCAGGACGCUGACGACGAGGAUGACAGCGGCCUGGGAGGUGGAAAGAGCCUGCGAGUUCCAGGGAAAAGCAGCAGGAAGAGGUUGAACCCUCAGGCGUCUGUAGAUAGUAUAGAACAAUGGAAGGCCUUCAACAUGAGUGCAUCAGACCUACAGAAAGCAAGAGAAUCACUGGUGCGUGAAAGCAGUCGCCACCCGCCCCUUGUCAGGACCCCACAUGUGAUGGAGGAGCCCCCUGACACUCCUGUGCCCUCUGUCAUAGUCACACCAAGUGAUAAUUCUGUCAGGAACAUCUGGGCAGACCAUCGGGCUCGCAGGGCCAUGUUCCCCACUCGCCAGAGGACCAUGCAGCCGGACGACGAGGACGAGGACAUCUACCAGAUGUUUGUUCCCACGGAGCCUGUCGGAUCAGAACCAGAGGUUCCUGCAGAGCCGUCUGAGGCCACCUCUUCUCCAAGAACGGCCCGUCCCUGCAGCUGGCAUGUGGAACAGGUGCCUACAGUUCAAAUCGAACCUCCCUCUAACGGCAGCAGAGUCCUGCGGAGGGCCAGCAGUGCAGGGGAGAAGGCCACAGCAGCUCGUCAGAGUCCGGACGAUGACUCCAUCACGCACAGUAACCUGGAGGUGAUCCACACUGAAUCGUCCAGCAACGAUAUGUCUGGAUCCUCCUCAGCUGAGCAGCUGACACUGGACGAUAUUGAGAACGUGUAUGACAACAUCAGCUAUGAAGAUCUGAAGAGCAUGGGCCUCAUCAGGAGAGACCCAGAGGAAACCCAGCCAUGGAAGGAGUCAUCUACAGAGGCAAAGGCUUCACAGAGGUCAACAAGUGAAGUUUCAGAGGUCACGGAGCAUCUGAUAGAACCAGACAGUUCUUCUGAGAGCAACAGGUCCUCAACACAGGAGGGGAAGCAGCUUGGCCCCUGUGAUCUUAAGAUAGAAGAAGAAAACAUCUAUGACACAAUCUGCUUCAGGGAACCUCCAGUAACAGAGCCGAGAGCAGGGAACCAGAAGCUUAAAGAGGGGAGGGACAGUCUGCUGGCCUCUGAACAAGACCUGACAGGAAGUCUUGUGGGGUUUGUGUCUGAAGAGAGCCUCCACUUUGGAGAAGAUGAAAGACCUGUUCUAGGUUCUAUUGAGUCAGAAUAUUCCUCCUCGUCUGCUUCUGAGUCCUUCUCCCAGCGCUCGCACAAAGGAGAUAAGAUGUCCGAGCAGGUGGAUGAAAUCUGGAACGACCUGGAAAACUACAUCAAGAACAAUGAAAAAAAGGCUGAUCGGCUUCCAGCAGCUUUCCCUGUCGGUGCCGGUGAGUCCUCGUCAGUCAAAAACAGUCCUAAGAAGAUCCCUUCUGUAGUUGGAACCCAAGGAGCCAGCACCCCAGUGAAGAGUCCCCCCGCACAUCACCCUAAAGCCCCACCAUCAUUCACCAUCCCUGUCAUCAACCUGCCGGAUCAUCAAAGUGAAAGCACCACUGAUGAAGAACUCCACAGUCCCACGCCAACUUCAGAACCACUUCCUGUGGUCCCGGAGCCCCCCCCUGGGACAGUGAAGAGCAUCCGGAACAGGCUGGCUCGCCUCAGCAGCGGCAGCUUCCGCCUGGAGGACGACGACCUGGUGGAGCUCCCCCAACGAAGCGCUUCUCAUAGUUUGUUUCCAGGGGAACUGGCAGGUCUAGACUCCCCCCUGGCCUCCUCCUCUCUCCUGCUGGGAGAAUCUGUGGACUUCCCCCUGGAACUAAUGGACAAAACAAAGAGCAGAGUGUUUCUGAUGGCACGACAGUACAGCCAGAAGAUCAAGAAGGCCAACCAGCUGCUGCGCAUGAGGAGCAUGGACCCUGGAGACUCCAGCACUCGGGCCAGAGUGGAGAAGAAGCAGAAAGAUCUGGCAGCAAUCUUAGAGGAGAAGAAGCAAGGAGGCGCAGCAAUAGGUGCAAGAAUAGCUGAGUACUCCCAGCUCUAUGACCAGAUCAUGUUCAAGGAUCCUCCAAGUCCUGGUGGUCAGACCUCCACCCACCAUCACCACCACCAUCCAGGUCUUCCGUCUUCUCCAUCCAUGCCUGAGACCUCCCUGGAGACUGACUGGCUUCACUCCACGUACAGCAACGGAGAGUUGUCCAGCUUCGUCUCCUCAGUUACUGAGGCUGGAACUGCUCGACUGUCCUCCACCCCUCAGCGCAAGCUCACCUCCGCCUGCUCCACGCCCUCACUCAAGAUUUUCCCUUCUUCGCCAGUCAACCCACCUUUUCAGAGGUGGAGCUCGUGCAUGUCGGCACCCGUUGAGAAAGACGAGCACGUGUACAGUUCCAUAAAGAGACAUCCGUCCUUCAACGCUCCAUCUUCACCAGCCUCAAAGCCUUCUCCACCCAGUCACUGUCAGUCGUUAAGUUCAGUAGAUGACCAGCAGAAGAAGAACAACAUCCAGUCUGGACUCAAAUGUAACAGAUCCAAUGUAGAUCGGUCUACAGACAGACUCCGUACCCCAGGUCUGGGGCGGGUUGGUCGACAGAGUAGCCUUCCAGAACGUUCUACCUUGGCCCAGUCAGACCUAACCUUACAUGAUGGUCAACACGUGGUCGUCUUAAAUCGGGCCUCUGCUCUCAGCAUACUCAGUCCCACCCAGAACUAUCUGGCCAACUUCAAGGACAAUGGGGAAGAUGACGAUGACUAUGUGGAGAUCCGCUCAGAAGACGAGGUUGAACACGAGCACCAAAACUCGGCGCAGAAAACUAGCAGCUCAGCCAUUCUUUCCAGUCAGAAAACUCCUGGUAUGAUCCAGUCUCAGAGUUUACCCUGUAGCCCGCUGCGCUCCUGCGACCCUCUGCGAUCCAUCGACCACGAGCAGCUGGAGAAGUACCUUUGGAGCGAGCCGCAGCAGAGCCAACCCAAUAUUGUCCAAUCUCUGAGGGACAAGUUGCAUUGUCUGAGCUCCAGUAGUUUUGUCUGAAGCCAACAAAUAAAACACAAAGAGACGACUGCUACUUACUGAGCGCUAAAAGCUUCGUUACUGGUCUCCAGACGAAGGCAGAAAAUCUUUGGUUUCAUUAAUAACAGCUUCUGUGAAUACCUUCACUUUGUUCACUGCAGGGUUUCAGAGUUAGACACAGCGUAGGUUGCUUUUAACGGCACAAUAAGCAUGUUAGCUGCCUUAGCACUUCCUGGGUUAUUUAUGUUUCAGUGAGUGAGUGGUGAUCAAAUGUGGAAAAGUCAACAAUAUGUGGUCAAUGCAAAAUAUUGUCAGACAUCCAGUUUGAAUGGACGGGUUUAAAUAUGAAAAUAAUUUUAAGAGACCCUCACAGUCACAGGAGUCGUUCAGUGGGCGAGGAGUGUUUUGCAGAUUAAGUAGUUCAGAAUACAUUUGUCAUUCUAAAUCAUACACAGACUUUAGGACUUACUUGUUCCUGCUGGGUCUUUUAAAUGGCUCUUAAUGUUUUAAUUUCUUCAGCCUGUGCUGAAGUGGUUAAUCACGAUGAAAGCUAGGGUUCAAUUAGCAGCUCCGGACAUUAGCACUUUGUGGCUAGUCUUUCCCCUUUAACCACAGACUGUUCAUAAGAUAUGGACACAGCCUUGAGGUUCUGAGAGUAAAGUACUGUUCAUGUUCUCUGCUGGCUUCACUAGUAACCUGACUAUUUGUUACUGGAUUUAUAACCUCAGUAAAAACACACCUGAAGAGUUAAUGGACUGGAUUUAUUUUCCCAAUAGAAUAUUCUCAGUAUUGUAAAAUAAAUAACCAAAUAUAACAAGGAACAGUGCAUAAGAGUGAACCUGGAGCUUUAAGCUUUAAAGGCUUGUGAUUAGUUUAAGCUGCUAUUAAUAACAUAAAAGAGCAGAAACCAAAGAAGCAGAACGUCAUUAAAACAAACAGAUUAUUUUAAGUUCCGGAAUUUGAAGCAGGGUUACGGAGGUGCUGAGCGAAGCGAUACAGUAUGACUUUUGCAGGAGACCGUUCUGGCAGCCACAUUUGAUCAACAAAAUAAAGUUUGUAAGAUCUUUCGUAAAAAAUGUUUAUUGUGGUUGACACAUUGGUUAGAAAUAGCCUAAAAACUACUUCUACUUUGAAAACCUACAGACUUUUACGUUUAACUUCUACCUUAGUUUCAGGGCUUCACUUUGCAACCGUAGUAUGUCACACGUGACUGUGUCCAUUUCUUAUAUACGGUCUAUAAGUUUUAACAGCUUUUUAGCAAUAAAUGUUACAAAGAGUGGCAAAAUGGCAUCCAAUAGGUCACGUGUAACUAGUUUUAGUUGAGUUAAUUGACCUGCCCUCACUCUGCCUUUGUUGUCAAUAAGGUAUUGUGCUUUAAAACAGAAAGCUGUUGAUAUUUUUAGUUAAAUCUAUAAGAAACUGUAGGACUUUUAUUUAUUUCAAGCAAAGUUUAGGUGUUCCCGCAUCCAGUCAUUGGUGGCAUUCAUAGUGUAGAGUGAUAUGGGCAUCAAUCCACAAGUUUCUUUUUUUUUUUAUUAUUAUUUUCAAGAGGGACCAUAAAAGGGCCAUUAUGGAAAAUUUGGUUUUAUUAAAGACAGUACUGUAUUUUUUUUUUCAACACAGGUGGAUUGUCAACUCUUUUCAUUUCUUUGUUUACAUAAUGGGACACUCCCAACUGUCACACUACUGAUCUACUACUUCAACCCAGAGUCUUUUCUGUUCUUCAGACUCCUCCAUCAAUCACAAGAUGUUUUUGUUUUAUUUCUCGAGUAAAAUCACUUUGUGUGUAUUACGUUUGGUUAGCAUGCUAAUUCGACUGCCCUCUAUCAUUGUCACUUAAAGCCACAGACAGGUUGUAAAUGAGAGUAAAAUAUAUUUAUUAAAAGAUGUUUUAAAUGGUCGUUUCAGGGGCGCUCACACAAUUGGAAUGAGAUACUGUGAAUAUUGUAAGAAAUGACAAUGAGCAUCCCACAACGCACUGUUCAUUUACGAGUUCCAAAUCACAGCAAUACAAGUUCAACGGCAGGACAUGAUGGCUUACUGUUUUUGUUAGGGAAUGUGCAUCAAACACAGGUUAGGAAUAUGAAGUAUGUUUUUUGUUUUGUUUUUUUGUUUGUUUGUUUUUUACAUUUAUCCUCUGUUAGAUAGGUGGGGAGUGUCAGUCUUUAUUGACUCUUUUUUGCACUUUUUCCCCUGUCUUUUUAUGUUGUAUUUGUAAACACAGUGUAAAGAUGUACAUUUUAGGAAGUUAUUCUUUUAUGUCUAUAGGUAUGCUUUACCAUACUUUAAGUUUUAAGUUAAAUGUACUGUAUUUUUUUAACUGCCUAGUUGUCAUUGCUCAACAAAAUGUAUCAGUUCAAAUAAAACAUAUGUUUGUGCUUA